Messenger RNA from Oldenlandia corymbosa var. corymbosa, 2676 nucleotides. Lineage: Eukaryota; Viridiplantae; Streptophyta; Magnoliopsida; Gentianales; Rubiaceae. The record is from the annotation of a GenBank genome assembly.
CAGACGUGAACAAGUUCAAAUUAAAAAAAUGAGACUAAAAAUCAAAAACAAAAAAAAGAAAAAAAAAACUAUUUAGGAAAAAAAUAAAAUAAAUUCGGUCACAUAUAAAAACCAUUAAAUGCAUGCAAACCGAAUUCGUACACAUGGAUACGGUCAUCACAUAUGUAAACUCGAAAACAAUUACUAGCGGUACAAAUGAAUAGAAAGUCUGGAUUCAUUGCGCCGAUUUUGUUACUGUAAUUGUUAGGCUCCAUUGUAUAUAAAUUCCCCACAUCUAUUUCUUUGUAGAGAGGUACCCACUUCGGCGAUUAUUAUCAUUUGUCCAAUUUUCUUCCAUAUUUUGUUUUUCUUUUUGUUGCCUUUCUGUAGUUUUGCAGAGUUUAAACCCAGAAAGAAUCACUGUACUGUUUACAUUCCAAGCAAAAGAAAAAAAAAAAUGAUGAAGAAGAAGCAAGAGCAGUUGAAGACGGGCUCAAAUCCAGAACCCAAAUACAGAGGAAUCAAGGCUAUGCCUUUUGUCAUAGGAAAUGAAACGUUUGAGAAGCUUGGAACAAUUGGAACUUCAUCCAAUCUGUUGAUUUAUUUAACCUCUGUUUUCCACAUGAAGACCAUAACCGCAACCAACAUCCUCAACGUCUUCAAUGGAACUUGUAACAUCGGAACUCUAGUCGGCGCUUUUCUCUGUGACACUUAUUUCGGCCGCUACAACACUCUCGGCUUCGCUUCCGUUUCUUCAUUUCUGGGGAUGCUAAUACUGACACUAACCGCGGCGGUUUCCGGUCUCCACCCGCCGCCGUGCGCCAACGACGCCACCCAUUGCGUCGGCGCGUCGGCGGGCCAAAUCGUGUUCCUGUUUUUCGCAUUUGCUCUGUUAGUAAUCGGGGCGAGCGGGAUCCGGCCGUGCAAUUUGGCAUUCGGGGCGGAUCAAUUCAACCCGAAAACCGAUUUCGGCAAGAGAGGGAUCAAGAGUUUCUUCAAUUGGUAUUACCUGACGUACACUUUCGCGAUGAUGAUCUCACUGACGGUCAUCGUGUACGUCCAAUCGAAUGCCAGCUGGUCCAUCGGUUUGGGGAUUCCCACGUUUCUGAUGUUCUUGUCCACUGCUCUGUUUUAUCUGGGUACGAGGCUUUAUGUGAUAGUCUUGCCGGAAGGAAGUCCGUUGAUUGUGGUGGCUCAGGUGGUGGUUUCCGCCGUGAGGAAGAGGAAGUUGAAGCUGCCGGAGGAUCCCAAGAUGUCUCUGUUUAAUCAGUUUUCUGCUGAUAGCACUAUCAAUGCAAAGCUUCCUUAUACGGAUCAAUUCAGGUUUCUGAACAAAGCUGCAAUCAUAACACCAGAAGACAAGAUAAAUGAAGAUGGAACAGCAGCAAGCAAAUGGAAACUCAGCACAAUCCAAAACAUUGAGGAAGUGAAAUGCUUGCUGAAAGUGAUGCCUGUCUGGAUUGCAGUCAUCAUUUACUUCAUCUCAGUAGUUCAACUCCAGAAUUACGUUGUUUUCCAAGCCCUCCAAUCCGACAGGCGUCUUGUCCGCUCCAGCAGUUUCAGGAUCCCCGCAGCUUCUUACAUCGUUUUCGCCAUGUUAACCCUUACAAUAUGGAUCCCGAUCUUUGACAGGGCGCUCGUCCCCUGGAUGACGAGAAAAACCGGGGUGGAAGGCGGGAUUACCGUAUUGCAAAGGAUGGGGAUUGGCGCGGCAAUGUCGGUCAUCACGAUGGUUAUUGCCGGGGUGGUGGAGACUAAUCGGAGACACAUUGCUCUCACGAAGCCGGCACUCGGGUUUGAGCCUAGAAAAGGCGCGAUUUCAUCAAUGUCGGGUUUGUGGUUAGUCCCGCAGCUGGUCUUAUCAGGACUUUCUGAGGCUUUUACCAUCAUUGGUAUGAAUGAGUUCUUCUACCAGCAAUGUCCCGAAAACAUGAGGAGUAUCGCGAUGGCGUUCGUGUUUGUUGGCCUCGCGGGUUCGAGUUACUUGAGCAGCUUCUUGUCGUCAAUUGUGCAGAGUAUAACGAGCAAAAGCAAUGGAGAAAGCUGGUUGGCUGAGGAUCUCAAUAAAGGAAGAUUGGAUAACUUUUAUUACUUGCUUGCAGCUUUGGAAUUGGCUAAUUUCAUCUACUUCUUGGUGUCUGCAAAGUGGUACAAGUACAAAAAAACAGAGGAUUCUGCCUCUUCCCCUGAAUUGGCCAUGGAGAAGAUUCAUCAAGAAGAAAAAAGCAUUGUCUGAUUAGAAAUGUAUAAAUUCUUCAGUAGUAAUUACAUAUUAGUUUUUUUCUGGAUUGUCCACAUCUCUUUGUAUCUAGUUAUAUAAAACUAGCUAGAAGAAGGCCAUCUAAAGAAUUUUUUUUUUGUGUAGUAUUCGUUCUGCAAAACUAAACUUCAUGCAGAAACUUCGAUCAUCCUUUUUGACCUACUUCCAUUUGACUAGCAAACUUUACUAGGGGCAUUGUAUCUCAUUGUGAAUUUCAUGUGGCCAAAAGCGGAGGAGGGGUUGGAAAUGGUGGAAACAUGGUAAAAGAUUUUGGCCGGGAAAGAACAUAAUAAUGAUAAGAUAGGGGUGAGUAAAAAUUGUUGGAAGAGAGUUAUCAUUUAUCUUUACUCAACUUUGAAAGUCGUCAAGACAAUGAUUUGAGGAUGUGUUUAACUAAAUCUCACCUUAUACGUGUGCGUUUUUUACUAAUGUUUGAC